This is a messenger RNA of Harpegnathos saltator (Jerdon's jumping ant), 3006 nucleotides long. RefSeq lists its product as uncharacterized. Bases 794 to 1669 code for a protein of 291 amino acids. The record is from RefSeq and is a predicted model, not a curated record. The transcript is spliced from 6 exons. NCBI's taxonomy places the organism in Eukaryota, Metazoa, Arthropoda, Insecta, Hymenoptera, Formicidae.
CAAAGCCCCCGUAGGCCGCGCCGCCACUCCGCACACGCGAUCACCGUGGGGCAUACACGCUCUCCCCGAAUGCCUCCUCGCCGCCACCCGCUACUUCCGCGCGACGCGUGCUCGCCGCACGAUCGGGACGCGUGUGCCCUCCUCGUGUCGCUCGUGCCGCGCCGUGACUCGUGAGAGGGUAGUGCGCACCCAGUGUGCCCCAGUAGUGCCUCCUUGCCGACGAGCGCGAGCCGACGUGCUCGCUCGUUCGUCCGUCCGUCCGUCUGUCUGUCCUGUCUAUCUAUCUGUCUGUCUCUCCGCCUGUCUGUGCCUGUCCAUUGGCGCGCCGACGGCGAGAAACGUUUACGUGAAUUGGUGUGAAGCGAGAGAGAGAGAGAGAGAGAGAGAGAGAGGGGGGGGAUUGUAUACCGAGACGAUAUACACCGGUUAUCGGCGAGAUAUCGCGAGUAUUCGCGAGUGAGCGGCCUCAUGUGAGCCACGCAAAACACGCAACGCGCGUGUACAAAGAAUUUUUCCUAACCUCGAUUUCUCGUAACCUCGUGUGUCUCGUGCUCGCGCGCGCGCGCGCGCGCGUUCGUCGAUUCUCGAUCGUCGUGUGUGAAUCCCACGUUGCCGCGCUCACUGGGAUCCCUCUUCUUCUUCUUCAUCGCAGCAGCAGCAGCAGAAGCAGCAGCAGCAGCAGCAGCAGCAGCAGCAGCAGCAGCACGAUCUCUUGCUCAUCGUCUUCGUCGUCGUAGUCAUCGGGUUUCCGGAGUUGAAGGACUGCGCGCGAGGCAAGAAAUCCCUGCGAAGCAUGGAUUGGACCCGGGGGAUCGGGCUGACCAGCGUGUUGUUGUUCUGCCUCGGGGUCGGAGAAACAAACGGCCUGAGGAUGCUGGAGCUGGUGGUGCCGGAGCACGUGGUGCGCGGACAAAAUAUACGCCUCGAGUGCAACUUUAAUCUGGACGGCGAGACGCUGUACUCGGUCAAGUGGUACAAGGACGGCAACGAGUUCUACCGAUACGUACCCCAGGACAAGCCACCUGUUCUGGUGUUUCCCCUGCCCGGUGUUACCGCGAAUAUCCACAAUUCCACCGAACGGUCGGUCGUCCUCCAAUCGGUGAACCUCAUGAGCACAGGCCGCUACAGAUGCGAAGUUUCGGCGGAGGCGCCGUCCUUUCAGACCGUUUCCGACCACUCGGAUAUGCUGGUAGUCGCCCUGCCGGAGGAGGGGCCCACUAUCAUGGCGCGAUCCGGGAAACAUCGUUAUCAAGUCGGCGAUGUCGUGCGGUUCAAUUGCACUUCGACUAAGUCGAAGCCACCUGCCAUACUCAGCUGGUUCAUCAACGGCGAACAAGUCGACAUGCAGUUCUUGAAGGGGCCCCACAUCACCGACGCGGACCGGGAGGGUCUGAAGACUACCACGCUCGGUCUGGAGUUCCGUCUGCGCUCGAAGCACUUCAAGAGGGGAGACUUGAAGAUCAAAUGCCUGGCGAUGAUAGCGACCGUAUAUUGGAAAUCGAAUGAGCUCAGCAUAGAGGGUGAGAGGCCCCUGAAGAUGCCGGUAAUGGAGAGCAGGGAGACAAGGGCGCAAGGGCACACGCACGCCGAGCAUAUCCUAGCGAGCGGAAGUAUAGCGUUAGGACCGUGCGCCGUGCUGAUCGUCGCAGGACUACUGAUGUCGCGGUAAGGACCGAGGGUGCACUCCCCCGCCGCCCUCCGCCCUCUGUGCUCAUCCUCCAAGGCCUGGAAGCCACCCUCGUGUGACAUUAUUACAUAAUAAAUUACCCACGUUGUUUAUAUUUUUUAUAAUUGCAAUUAGUGGAGUUAGAGACCACACACACACAUACAUACACACGCACACAUACCCGCGCGUAAUCGUAUAGGCAGACAACACACAUACAUCGGUAUUUUAUCAUGCAGGCGCCUUCGGUCGAACGCACACAGAGAUGCGUCCUGUUCGUCCCGGCGGGCAGAAGUCGCCGACGCAUUUGGUCCUUUCUCUUUUUUUAUCCCGCUCCCCUUCCAUUCCUCGGAAAAUCACGCGCGUUAAUGGGAUCUCGCGAUCAGUCGCGAGAGCCGAAGACGUGCGACCGUCCCUUCCGCCCUUUCUUCCUCUCCCCAAUUCCCUCCCUCGUUCCCUUCGUUUUUCACAGCGCCCACGGCGAUUCACGCGCAAGUGUGUAACUCGAUUUCUUCGGUCACACGCGACAUACCGACAUCGACACACCCACACAUGUACACACACACAUACGCGCGCGCGCACUUCGUCUGUAUAUUCGCUUUGUGGUUUAGCGUGCGUAUCCGCCGCGCGAGCGAGCGCGAAGAACGUGGCGAGCGGCCAAAGUUUUAUCGAAUUUUUAUCAAAUCGCGCGCGCGUUACGCGUCCGAAUCAACGGCCGGCCGGGGGGAGCGGCGAGGCGUGAUAGAGCGUUUGAUUCAGAGUCAAUUCGCGACAUCAAAAUAUAUCCCGACCGCCCACGAGAGAGGAGCCCCCUCGAGUCUGAGCAGAGCUGACGGAUCGAUUUUACAUACAUACCACCGCAGCCGGAGGCCAACAGCCCUCUCCGUCCUCCCGCCGCCGCCGUCGAUUCGCCGCAAAAAAUAUUCGCUCCCUCCCUCUCGACGGGAUUAACAAUUAUCGGCGUGCCUACGCUCGACACUUCGUGCGGCGGAUAUUUAGUUGAGAAGACCGCGAGGGCGACGCGCGCGCGACGGCGAAACGUGCUCCGAUCGAUGGGAUAAACGAGCGCGGAUCGAGCACGAGGUAAGGAAAAGCUGAGCGACGCAGCAGCUGCUGCGAAGAAGUCGCGUCGCGUCCGUUCGCCGCACAUCCGUAGCCCUUAACGAUCUAGUCGCUAUUAAUCGUGCGUAACGAGAUAAUGUCCCUAGAAUAAUUGUGUAACGACGUGUGUGACUGUAGCGUGCGUUUACCAAAGAUUUUUGAACUUUUCACGCCAAGCAUUCCUAACUGUUAAUCACACGGUGGCACACGGUGUGUUGUAGGGAGACGUUCGUUUCGAUAAA